AUGCCUUUAAAAGGGAAUGAUAUGGAAUUAUUCCACUUUCUUUCCGCAGGACCUCAAGUGAUAAAUUAUGCGCCUGGUAUGUUGAGAAAGAAUUUAAAAAAUAUCUUGACAUUGAUUUUAGUGCAUCAAUUUACCCCAUUCCCGCCUAGACCAAAAUUACAAUUAGACAAUCCUCACAUCCAUCAACAACCCACUCCAGAAGAAUACCCCCCAAAGGAUGGUUAUGAAAAUGAUAGACAACUUAAUGAUGUCAAUGGUGCAAGGAGUCUUCUCAUUCUGUUUCCACCAACUCCUGCAUCGGAUUGGAAUUGUCCCACCGUAUCUAUAGUAAUUUCACGCCUAAAUGAGCUUAUUAACUUGGCUUUCAAUUUAAGUAUAUCGUUAUUAUCAACGAUCGAGCACCGUUUGGAUGAAAUUGGAGAUAUCUUUGGGAUGAAUUUGCAAUCCUUUCGAAAGAACCAAUGGAAUCUCUUGCUUUCCUGA
Funneliformis mosseae is the source of this 483-nucleotide messenger RNA. NCBI's taxonomy places the organism in Eukaryota, Fungi, Glomeromycota, Glomeromycetes, Glomerales, Glomeraceae. The record is from the annotation of a GenBank genome assembly.